Molecule: messenger RNA, 1658 nt
Organism: Brachypodium distachyon (stiff brome)
Lineage: Eukaryota; Viridiplantae; Streptophyta; Magnoliopsida; Poales; Poaceae
Product: putative cyclin-dependent kinase F-2
Exons: 1
Coding region: 463-1602 (379 amino acids)
Biological process (GO): protein phosphorylation; intracellular signal transduction
Cellular component (GO): nucleus; cytoplasm
Molecular function (GO): ATP binding; MAP kinase activity
Source: RefSeq, a predicted model, not a curated record
CCCGGUUUUGAGCUACUUGAGACGAACGGCCUAAAAAAGUGCGGCUUUGCAGACUGUCUCUCAUUUACGACUGUCUUAAAAAAAUGUGGUCUAAUUCUGAAAUUUACUCAAUUUGUAAUGUGUACGUAGCCAGCUAAUCUUACUGCAUGAAAUCGUUGUUAUGAAUUGUUGGACGUAGGAGUAUUUUCCAAGCCUUCCAUAUUAAUUAAUUGAUCCGGGCCUAUUCCGAAUCCGUAGAGUACACGAGUGCACGCGCUGACGCGCCACGCUGGGUCUUGCCGAGUUCCUGCAGUAAUCGGACUGUCCUCCGCUCCAUGCAUAUAAUGGAGCCCAAUCCCUCUCGAACCGAUCAUCGCCCUCGCAACGUUUCCGGGGCCCAAGACUCCGGUUCGGACCCCGGAUGACACCACUUUUUUCCUUCCUACUACGCGACCUCGCAAGCAGGCAGUCAUCACGUAAGGCAUGGCCGACGACGAGGAGCACGCCGGGGCCGAGACCCGGAUCGCGGCCAUCUUCGCCAUGAUCCGCGAGCACGACGCCUCCGACGAGACAGCCAUGAGCGACGCACAAGUCGCUGCUGCCAUUUCCGCCCUGAUCGCCGCCGCAGCCGCACACGGGACGACGACGACUAUCACGGGCAUCGUCGGCAGCAUCCUCGACGACUACGACGAGUUCCGGAAGCUCGGCUCGGGCUCGGCCGGCGUGGUCACGAAGGCGCGCCACCGUGCCACGGGCAAGACCGUGGCCCUGAAGUCCCUCCACGGCUACUCCGGCGGCACCGUCCGCGACCUCCUGCGUGAGGCCUGCUUCAUGGUCGGCUGCCCGGCCCACCCAUCACUCGUCACUCUCCAUGGCAUGGCGCGCACGGAGAGCACCAACGACUACUGCCUCGUCAUGGACUACGUGGACGGGCCGACCCUCCACGACUGCAUCCGCAUGGGCCACCGGCGGCGGCCCUUCCCGGAGGCCCACGCGCGCCGCGUCAUGCGGCAGCUGCUGUCGGCCGCGGCGCACAUGCACCAGCACGGCGUCAUCCACCGCGACAUCAAGCCGGAAAACAUCCUCGUCGACGACGACCAUCGCGUCGUCAAGAUCUGCGACUUCGGCUCAGCUCUGUACUGCACGCACGACGCCGAGGAAUGCUACUACGCGGCCGGGACGAGGCCGUACAGCGCGCCGGAGAUGCUGCUGGAGAAGCCGGGAGGGUACGACGCGCUCGUCGACACGUGGUCGCUCGGCUGCGUCAUGGCGGAGCUCCUCACCGGCGAGGUGCUGUUCGACGGCGGCUGCGACUCUGACACGCUCUACGAGAUCUUCGACUUGCUCGGGGUGCCGGGCAAGAGGGCGUGGAAGCCGUACGAGGCGUCCUUCGUGGCUCACAAGGUGCCGCUGUGGCGCCGGGAACAGCAGCGGCGGCGCCGGCACUGCAACCGGCUCGGCGAGCUGUUCCCGGAGGAGCUGCUGUCCAGGGACGGCUUCCAGGUCCUCAAGGGGCUCCUCACUUGUGAUCCUAGCAAGCGGCUGCCUGCCGCCGCCGCGCUCCAGCUUCCCUGGUUCGCUGCUCACGACGACAGCUGCGAGGCUUCCUUUGGAUCUAGUUAGAUAUUCAAGACUUCAGAAUUGAAUUGGCUCUAAUGCCAAACCAGCCUCUGUAUUGU